AUGAAUACUUUUAAAAUAAACUUAUUGCUUGUGUUCUGGAUUAUAAAAAUUACGGAUGCAACUUUCGAAUCUGAUUUUUGUACACCACAUGGAGAAAAUCCAGUUAUUUGCUCAAGCUUUUUAUUUCGUGAAAGCGAAAUCAUUAACAUAACAUUUGUGUCAAAUUAUUUAAGUCGAUCGGAAUCGAUUAUUUUAAAAAAUGGAGCCAUGCCAAGAUUGCCGAUAAACAUGUUUAUAGCUUUUCCAGAUGUACAAAAUUUAUCGAUAAAUUAUUGCGGUUUAAUAAAUAUAACAAAGGAACUUUUAAAACCAUCAGCACCAACGAAGUUUGAAAUUUUAAAUUUGGCGAAUAAUUACAUUGAAUUAAUACCUCAAAACGCUUUUGAAUACGUAAAAUAUCUUAAAAUGUUGAUUUUAACUAAAAAUCGAAUUGUAUACUUGGAUGAAAAUGUAUUUGAAAAAUUAUCUUUAAUUGAACAUAUUGACAUUAGCUAUAAUUUUCUUAAAAGGAUUUCAAUCGACCACUUUAAAUAUUUAAAAAUGAAAAAUUUGCAAAAUCUAGACUUAUCCUAUAAUAAUUUGAAGGAACUUGAUUUAGAUUUGUUUGAUUAUCUUACAAAGUUAAAAUUUUUCAAUAUAUCACAUAACGCAUUGCGAAUCCGAUAUACUACACCACUAAGAAAUGAUUUCAAUGUAACAUACGCUCAAAAACAGUUGAUUUCUGAAAAACAUUAUGAUUUUACCUCAACAUAG
Molecule: messenger RNA, 753 nt
Organism: Condylostylus longicornis
Lineage: Eukaryota; Metazoa; Arthropoda; Insecta; Diptera; Dolichopodidae
Product: toll-like receptor 13
Exons: 3
Coding region: 1-753 (250 amino acids)
Molecular function (GO): protein binding
Source: RefSeq, a predicted model, not a curated record